This is a messenger RNA of Aspergillus sclerotioniger CBS 115572, 1551 nucleotides long. Its product is annotated as cytochrome P450. Bases 1 to 1551 code for a protein of 516 amino acids. The record is from RefSeq and is a predicted model, not a curated record. Lineage: Eukaryota; Fungi; Ascomycota; Eurotiomycetes; Eurotiales; Aspergillaceae. Gene Ontology annotation, molecular function: heme binding; monooxygenase activity; oxidoreductase activity, acting on paired donors, with incorporation or reduction of molecular oxygen. The transcript has 4 exons.
AUGGCCGUCGCGGCAGUUCUAUCUUUCCUGCAACACAGCAUCAUUAAAUCCCCGCUGCAGUCACUGGCUGCAGCCGCCGUCAUUGUCCCAGUCCUCUAUAUUAUCAUCAAUGAAUUCGUUCGAGCGGAAGCUCGAGUGUCGGGUCUCAAGGGUCCUCGGGGUCUUCCUCUAAUCGGAAACCUUGCACAAAUCCGCAAAAAUGCAGCAGAACAGUAUCGCAUAUGGUCCAGGAUAUAUGGACCCGUGUACCAGAUCCAGCUGGGAAAUAUCCCGGUUGUUGUCGUGAACUCGGCCGCGGCAGCAAAGGUCAUUUUUGGAAAGAACGCCCAGGCUCUGAGUUCAAGGCCUGAAUUCUAUACUUUCCACAGAAUUGUGUCUAAUACCGCCGGUACAACAAUCGGGACUUCUCCAUACAGUGAGUCACUGAAGAGGCGCAGAAAAGGCGCAGCAUCAGCUCUCAACCGUCCGUCCGUGGAGUCCUACCUCUCGCACCUAGAUGUUGAGUCUAGAUCUUUCGUGAACGAACUCUACAAGUAUGGGGACGGCGGAGAAACACCAGUGGACCCCAUGCCGAUGGUUCAGCGUCUAAGCUUGAGUUUGUCAUUAACUCUGAACUGGGGAGUACGUGUGGCAUCACAGGAAGAAAGCCUAUUCUCCGAAAUCACCCAUGUUGAGGAAGAGAUCAGCAAAUUUAGGAGCACCACUGGCAACCUCCAGGAUUAUAUUCCUCUAUUACGACUUAAUCCGUUUAACGGCAGCUCGAAGAUGGCCAAAGAGAUGAGGGACCGACGUGAUAAGUAUCUCACUGCUCUCAACCGAGACUUGGACGAUCGCAUGAAGAAAGGCAUCCACCAACCCUGUAUUCAGGCGAAUGUCAUUCUCGACAGAGAAGCGAAACUGAGCUCCGAAGAGCUUGUCUCAAUCAGUUUAACCAUGCUUUCUGGAGGGCUCGACACCAUCACGACGCUCGUGGCCUGGAGUAUUGGUCUCCUUUCUCAGCGGCCCGAUAUUCAAAACAAGGCUGUAAAGGCAAUACGAGAAAUGUAUGAUCAAGAUCAGCCAUUGUGUGACCCCACAGAUGAUCAGAAAUGUGUGUAUGUCGCAGCUUUGGUGAGAGAAUGUCUGAGGUAUUUCACGGUGCUUCGUCUUGCGCUCCCCCGGACUUCGAUCAGAGAUAUCACGUAUAAUGGCACAAUGAUCCCGGAAGGCACGGUGUUCUUCCUAAAUUCAUGGGCCUGCAACAUGGACCCUGAAGUCUGGAGUGACCCGGAGGAGUUCCGACCAGAACGAUGGAUCGAACAACCAGAUGCUCCUAUAUUUACCUACGGGAUGGGUUAUCGCAUGUGCGCUGGCUCACUCCUCGCGAACCGUGAACUAUAUCUUGUCUUAAUGCGCACCCUCAACAGUUUCCGCAUUGAGCCACUCGGUAAGGCCGAUUGGCAUCCCGUUCGGGGCAAUUCGGAUCCCACGAGUCUGGUGGCAAUUCCUCAGAAAUAUAAGGUUCGAUUCAUUCCUAGGGGCGGAAAGGCACUUAUAGAUGCACUGGGAUAG